UACAAUGUCUCUAUUUUUCCAAUGUGAAAAUUAAGACUCUCAAAUCAAAUUUUAAUCCUCCUUUGUCUCCUGUCCUCAAACCAAAUUUUCCUUCCAAGUUUUAAACAGAAUUGUUUUGUUAUUUUGUAACGCCUAUUUCCUUUCCUCGUGGGAAAAAGUUAAGGCAAGACCUGUGUCUUAGUUAGACUCGUAAGCAGCAAACUCUUCUCCCUCUCGCACUCUCGUCUUCUCCUUCUUUCCUCAGGUGGCGUUUGGGUGGUCGAUCAGAUCAUGUUCGAAACGCCGGCGGUUCAUUGCUUGAAGAAUCAAAGCUCCCACAUUUAAUUCCCGAACAAAAAAUUUAGAAACUUUGUAAUCUUGUUGCCUACUUGGUAUGAAGUAUUUCACCCUAAUUGUAUCCGUACUUGUUAUUCCACUGCUCACCGUCCAUGCAGCAAAUCGCUGCAACCAAGCGUGCCCGGGUUACAGGCCCAGCCCGAUUCAGUACCCUUUCGGGUUCUCAUCGGGCUGCGAAAUCCGGCUUAACUGCAUUCCAAACGGAGGAAUCGCAAUCGGGGAGUUUCCAAUCCAGUCCAUAAACCAGGACAGCAUAAGAAUCAACCUCCAGAGCCAUUGCAACCGACCCCUCCACACCCUCCGCAACUUCUACAGCCGGAAAUACGCCCCGACGUCACGAAACGCGAUUCUUCUUCAGAACUGUACGGAAGGGACGGCGUCGAGCAGCUGCGAGAUUCCCAACCUUCAGGUGCAGGCGCGGUUCGACGCGCCGCCCAAUUGCAGCUCCAACCGCAGCCUCAGCUGCUACGCCGAGACCAGAAAUGAUGUCCCAUUUUUGGACUUUGGGAGCGUCGAGAGGAAGGAUUGCAAGUUCUUGCUGUCGUCGAUUUCGGCGCCGCCGCAACUUUUGAAUAGCUCGACGCCGGCGGCGCCGGUGAUGCUGGAGGUGGAAGUGUUGGAUUUGGGGUGGUGGCUUGAGGGUACUUGUGGGUGUGACAAGAACGCCAAUUGUACGACCGUCGUAUCGCCAAAUGGGACUGAAGGGUAUAGAUGCAACUGUAAGGAGGGGUUUCGUGGAGAUGGUUACGUUGCUGGGUCAGGCUGCUGGAAAGUCUCAUCGACUUGCAACCCUGCGAAAUACUUGUCUGGCCAAUGUGGAGGAAAGACCAGGUUCAUCCUUUUGAUUGGAGCCGUUUUUGUUGGAGCUUCAUUGAUGAUCAGUGUGGCUCUGCUAUGCUGCUUCAUUCGCCGACGAUCCAAGCUGAAAGAGAGACACAGCACGAAACGCCUUCUAUCCGCAGCUACGGGCAACUGCAACAUUCCCUUCUACUCCUACAAAGAAAUCGAAAAGGCCACAAAUAGCUUCGCCGACAAGCAAAGGCUGGGGACCGGAGCCUACGGAACUGUUUACGCUGGUAAACUCCACGACGAAUGGGUUGCCAUAAAGAGAAUCAAACACAGAGGACACGAAAGCAUGGACCAAGUCAUGAACGAGAUCAAGCUCAUUUCAUCUGUAAGGCACCCGAAUUUAGUCCAGUUAUUAGGUUGCUCCAUUGAACACGGUGAGCAGAUUCUUGUGUACGAGUUCAUGGAAAAUGGGACAUUGUGUCAGCAUUUGCAAAGAGAGAGAGGGGAAGGGCUUUCUUGGCCCUCACGCCUGAACAUUGCCGCUGAAACCGCUCAAGCAAUAUCCCAUCUUCACUCCGCCGCUGACCCGCCCAUAUAUCACAGAGACAUCAAGUCGAGCAACAUUCUUUUGGACUGCAAGUUCAGAUCCAAAGUAGCGGAUUUUGGCCUUUCAAGGCUAGGGAUGGCGGAAACCUCCCACAUUUCAACCGCUCCGCAGGGGACUCCGGGUUAUCUUGACCCUCAAUACCAUCAGAACUUCCAUCUCUCCGAUAAAAGCGAUGUCUAUAGCUUUGGUGUGGUGCUUGCAGAGAUCAUAUCAGGGUUGAAAGCUGUAGAUUUUAACCGCCCACCGGAUGAAGUAAACUUGGCAGCUCUAGCAACUGACAGAAUCGGAAGGGCGUGUUUAAAUGAAAUCAUAGACCCCUUUCUCGAGCCCUGUAUGGAUGACGCUUGGACCCUUUCGUCGGUUCAAAAGGUCGCCGAAUUGGCAUUCAGAUGCCUUGCAUUUCACCGAGACAUGAGACCGACAAUGAUAGAAGUGACAGCUGAGUUGGAGCUCAUCAAGCUAAGCAGAUGGCCGUCUUCAGAAGAAAACACUUACACAGCUUCAUCGGACGGAUCCUCCCAUUGCUCUCCAUCUAGCGUGAGCGAAAAGCCUCUAAGUAUAACCAAAUCCCGAUCACUUCGAGGCGUCAUUGAGCUGCAGAAUGGAGAUGCCGGUAGCUUCAAUUCGAGCGAAAAGUUAAAGGACAAUUCACUGGUCUCUUUUCAUGAUACGUGGUUGAAGGAACGGAGCUCGCCUUCAUCGAACAGUUUGCUGAGUAAUGUAAUUCAGUGACCCUAAAAGGUGAUCAAACAGUUUGCUUAUAGUUUCACGUUAACAUGUUCAUACCAUCAGUUUUAAUGCAGGAUAGGGGAAUUUUCCCUUCCUCGUCAUUGUUCAAUAUGUACUGAUAAGCAUAAGCUUUUAGGGGAAAUAAAGAAUUGUUUUGUUGUCAUAUAUGUGAACUCAUUUUCUUUUUUUUU
Pyrus x bretschneideri (Chinese white pear) is the source of this 2652-nucleotide messenger RNA. RefSeq names its product wall-associated receptor kinase-like 14. Gene Ontology annotation, biological process: protein phosphorylation. The record is from RefSeq and is a predicted model, not a curated record. Gene Ontology annotation, molecular function: ATP binding; protein kinase activity. NCBI's taxonomy places the organism in Eukaryota, Viridiplantae, Streptophyta, Magnoliopsida, Rosales, Rosaceae. The transcript has 3 exons. The coding region runs from base 374 to 2464 and encodes 696 amino acids.